CACGAUACCCAGAUAGUGCUACACCUUCCCUUCCGCAAAACUCAUCAAAAUGGCGACAUCAAACCGUUUCACCUCUGGCCCUUUUCAUCGUCUGAGGCACACCUCUGCCCAGUGAGAGCACUUGCUGCCUGGCUGAAGGAGUCGAAAGUCACGUCGGGCUACCUCUUUCGAAAGAUUGCUUCAGGUGACCGAAUCUCAGAGGCCAAUAGUCACCUCAGGCAUUACUUCUCAGUAUCAAUAUAG
Messenger RNA from Suillus subalutaceus, 243 nucleotides. RefSeq lists its product as uncharacterized. The record is from RefSeq and is a predicted model, not a curated record. The transcript is spliced from 2 exons. The annotation marks the transcript as partial. NCBI's taxonomy places the organism in Eukaryota, Fungi, Basidiomycota, Agaricomycetes, Boletales, Suillaceae. Gene Ontology annotation, molecular function: DNA binding. Gene Ontology annotation, biological process: DNA integration; DNA recombination.